Molecule: messenger RNA, 300 nt
Organism: Penicillium soppii
Lineage: Eukaryota; Fungi; Ascomycota; Eurotiomycetes; Eurotiales; Aspergillaceae
Product: YqaE/Pmp3 family membrane protein
Exons: 3
Coding region: 1-300 (99 amino acids)
Cellular component (GO): membrane
Source: RefSeq, a predicted model, not a curated record
AUGGCAGGCGCUUGCUCAACGUUGUGUUUGAUCAUUAUCACCCUCUUCAUCCCCCCUCUUGGUGUCUUCCUCAUCUCAGGCUGCGGUGUUGAUUUCUGGAUCAACGUCCUGCUCACUAUUCUCGGUUACUUCCCCGGCCACAUUCACGCCUUCUAUCUGGAAUAUGUCUACUAUGAACGCCGCAACCGCGAUCCUCUAACUCGUGCCUCUCAACGGCCCGCACCCGGCGUCUACUCUGAGCGCAUCCAAAACGGAGGUCAUCAUCAUACAAACGCGGACAGGAAUUAUGGUACUAUCUGA